GUUUUUGUUUUCUUGUCGUUGUGUGGGGAGGGGUUUUAUUUUUUGUUGCACCUGCCGACAUCCGAAAUGUUCUCUUAUAAACUAUUAAAAUAUCAUAAAAAACUGAAUGAUGUUGGCUUCACCAAACGCUUCUACACUAAGAAAAAUCUACUUGCCUUAACGGAAAGAGGCUUUUUUCAGGAUAUAUUUCCUGAUACAGCAGGUCCUCAGAUGACCAAGAUGUUUGAGAAAACUCCCCAGACUAUAUACGCCGGUUUUGAUCCCACUGCAGAUAGCUUGCAUGUGGGAAAUUUGUUGGUUAUUAUGGGCCUGCUACAUUGCCAAAGAGCUGGGCAUCAACCUAUAGCCUUGGUGGGAGGAGCUACCGGCCUAAUAGGAGAUCCAAGUGGACGUAAAACAGAACGAAGCCAGCUGCAUGAGAAAAUUGUGGAAACAAAUCUUAAAUCAAUUAAACAGCAAUUGGAGAGGAUAUUUCAGAAUCAUCAAGAAUGCUUGUGGGACGAUACAAAACACAAAAACCCACGAUUUCCUUUAAUCAUCGUAAACAAUGCCGAUUGGUAUAGAAAUCUCAACAUUAUUGAUUUCAUCUCCAAUACCGGUCGACAUUUUCGCCUUGGGCAAAUGCUUUCGCGCUCUUCAGUACAAUCACGCCUGGAAACCGAAGGUGGUAUGAGCUUUACCGAAUUUACCUAUCAGACAUUUCAAGCAUAUGACUGGUUGCAUUUAUUGCGCGCCCAUAACUGUCGUUUUCAAAUGGGCGGCUCUGAUCAAAUGGGCAAUCUAAUGUCUGGGCAUGAACUAAUUAGUCGUGCCGAAAAGAAAAAGGAAGUUUUUGGCAUGACUUUGCCCAUAGUGACCAAUGAGGAGGGAGACAAGUUUGGCAAAUCGGCCGGCAAUGCCGUGUGGUUAGAUGCCGGCAAGACAUCUGCAUUUUCCCUAUAUCAAUUUUUUGUGCGAAUGCCAGAUUCUGAAGUAGAAAAACUGUUGAAAUUGUUUACAUUUAUACCCAUGAAAGAAAUUGAGUACCUAAUGGAUGAGCAUCGGAAAGAACCUGAAAAAAGGAAAGCCCAAACUAUGUUGGCGGAAGAUGUUACCUUAUUGGUGCAUGGAGAAAAGGGAUUGAAGCAAGCUGAAACAGUAACAAAUGCUCUUUACAAUGGAAAUGUUGAAGGUCUUGCAGAACUAAACCCCCAAGAAGUGCAACAAACUCUGGGUGGAGCAACCCUUGUGGAAAUUUUGGCAGAACCGGAAAUGACUAUGAUAAAAAUGGCAAUGCAAGCCAAAUGUUUUCCCACCGAAGCUGAUGCAACAAGAAUUAUAACCGCAGGCGGUUUCUAUGUCAAUCAAAAACGUACCCAAAAUAUAUCGGAAAUAGUAACAAGCGGUACACAUGUCCUCAAAAAUGGCAUAACUCUUCUAAGAGUGGGAAAACGAAAUUUCUAUAUUGUUAGAUGGCUUAAAUAGUUGUUAUUAAUAAAAAGUAUUGAUUGUUUUAGUUAAA
Molecule: messenger RNA, 1501 nt
Organism: Stomoxys calcitrans (stable fly)
Lineage: Eukaryota; Metazoa; Arthropoda; Insecta; Diptera; Muscidae
Gene: TyrRS-m
Product: tyrosine--tRNA ligase, mitochondrial
Exons: 7
Coding region: 67-1464 (465 amino acids)
Biological process (GO): tyrosyl-tRNA aminoacylation
Cellular component (GO): cytosol; mitochondrion
Molecular function (GO): ATP binding; tyrosine-tRNA ligase activity; RNA binding
Source: RefSeq, a predicted model, not a curated record